AUGAAAGAUACAAUUUUGAAUGGUGCAGAAAUAGAAAAACCCACUGCAGUAGUAUACUACCAAAAUAUUAUAAAUAAAAACAAACUUGUGAAUCUCAACCCAACCUUAAUAAAAAAUAAGGUGAGAAAUCUAAAGGAACAGUAUAACAAGGCUGUUACAUGGUUGAAUGGGACCGGAAUGGGAUUGAUCAAUGAUAAAGAUGGAAAAACUGUUGAAGAAUACAUUCAUAAAAUUUGUCCAUUUUGGGAUUUAUUGGAUGAAAUUUACAAUCAGAAUGUGGGUAUACAUCUUCCACCAAUAUUGGACAGUCUUGAUGAUGGUGAAACACAUUCAAUCCAACAAGAGGCUUCUGCAGAGGAACCUGUAGACGAACUUGAACUACUUCAAGAGGAAUCUGAGGAGGUAGCAGAUGUUGAAGAGAUAAUUUUAGUGGAGGAAAGGAAUGAAAAUGUGGCAUUACCAGCAGAAGAUAUUUGUCUUAAUGGAUUUAAAAGAAAACUGAAUCAAAAUGAUAAGUGGAAACCAAAGAAACAAACAAAAACAACUUUGGAGUCACUGAAUGACCUUAAUAAAAUCAGAAGUGACAUUCAAAACUCAAAAUUAGAGGUAGAGAAGGAAAAAUUAGAGUUUCAGAAACACCAAUGGAAUCAACAGCUUGAACUAGAACGUGAAAAAAUUGCUUCUGCAGAAAAAUUGGAAAUAAUGAGAAUUGAAAAAGAGGAGAGAAUAGCUAAAUUUGAGAUUGAAUGUAAAUUUAGGUAUCAAACUAAGUAA
This is a messenger RNA of Phaedon cochleariae (mustard beetle), 774 nucleotides long. The record is from the annotation of a GenBank genome assembly. Lineage: Eukaryota; Metazoa; Arthropoda; Insecta; Coleoptera; Chrysomelidae.